Molecule: messenger RNA, 318 nt
Organism: Gongylonema pulchrum
Lineage: Eukaryota; Metazoa; Nematoda; Chromadorea; Rhabditida; Gongylonematidae
Source: the annotation of a GenBank genome assembly
AUGGGUGACGCUCCAGCAGAAGGUGCGCCUCCUCCUCCUCCGCCUGCUCCAGAGGGUGGGGGAGCACCACCACCGGAGGGCGGAGCACCACCGGCGGAGGGUGGAGCACCAGCGCCAGCUCCUGGCCCGCCAACACUGAAUAUCGAUCCACCGGCCGCUAAUGUACCAGCAGCGGGUGGACAGUCGGUGCAUCAACUGACCAAUCCAAGUGCCGCUCGUUUGGCUUUCAAGGUACGGUAUUUGCUUAAAAAAUAUCCGAUUCCAGGGUAUUUUUAUCAGUUUACAUGGAUCGUGAGGGAUAUAAGUGAAAAAAAUUAA